Schizosaccharomyces cryophilus OY26 is the source of this 674-nucleotide messenger RNA. RefSeq names its product RNase P subunit Rpr2. NCBI's taxonomy places the organism in Eukaryota, Fungi, Ascomycota, Schizosaccharomycetes, Schizosaccharomycetales, Schizosaccharomycetaceae. Gene Ontology annotation, cellular component: nucleolar ribonuclease P complex. The transcript has a single exon. The record is from RefSeq and is a predicted model, not a curated record. Gene Ontology annotation, biological process: tRNA processing. Bases 233 to 613 code for a protein of 126 amino acids.
GAAUUUUUCCUUAUAUGAAUAGUUUGGUUUAUUAAGAACAAAUUCAUGAGCGUCUUCAUAUCAUAAACGAAUGUACCUUGUUUUGUUUAUUGUUUAUUUAUUUUUUUGUCUUUCACAAGAAUCUCUGCUCCAAUAAGUUGAACCAUUAGCGGUGGACACCAGGCACAUUCGCAGAGACAACCGGAUAAGGAGCGAGAAUUAGUGGUAUAAAGCGACCUAUAUAGAAGACACAAUGAGUUCGAAACAACAAGAUCAGCAUUGUCGAAUAUCUUAUUUAUACCAAGCAGCACAUUACUUGCUCCAGCAUACUGAACAAGCAAAAUUUUCUCGACACUAUAUCUCCACAGCGAAGCAGGUAUCUCAAAAAUCUGUCCUACGGUUACACCCAAAUAUAAAGAGAACAAUUUGCAAGAAAUGUAAUUCUCUUAUGGUUUUUGGAAAAAGCUGUUCGGUCCGGACAGAAGAACCGUCAAAAAGGAAGCCUGAAUGCGAUCGUAGUUUGUGGGUAUGCAAUGAGUGUGGAUCAACAAAGCGGUUUCCUUUUUCAAAAGCAAAAAGAAACAAACAAAAGAAGGAUGAUAGGGUGAAUGAAAGUGAAAUGAUGGCGCCAUAGAAAAUCAAGCAAUCGAGCCCAAUAAAAUGAUAUUCAUGAUCGUAAUAAAAUAGAUACCAGA